UUAAUCAUUUAUUUUUGUUACAGUAAAACAUCUCUAAAUAAGUGAGAAAUACGUUUAUUUUUCUUUAAUGGCUAAAUAUACCCCUGGUAAAGAUAGAAUUGGAUUUUUAUCCCCAUUUCACUUAUCUUUCGAUGAAAGUGAUGAUGAGGAGAGGUGUGGACAUAACCAAACAGCAGUUCAUCAAAAGCCAUUAAAAGGUUGUUUGAUAUUUGUGGAUGUGCGUGCAGAGAAUGAAAAUCGUUCUAAAGCAAUAUCAAGAGAAUUAGAGAGAUUGGGUGCAACUAUCGCUGAAAAGAUAACUGAGAAUGUCUCACAUGUUGUAUUUAAAGAUGGGCGAAAGAGUACACUUACUCAGCUGAAAAAAUAUCCCGGGAUACAUUUUGUAUCUGUUCUGUGGGUAGACUCAUGUAAAACAACAUUAAGUAGAGUCACAGAGAGUUUAUUUCCUGCAAAAUUACCAAAUGCAGUUGAUUCUCCAUUACCUAUUGCACGACCCAAAAGAGUCAAGUCAUUGCAACCAAAAACAUUCGAGGAAGAUGUGAAUAACAGUGGAAAAAAAGAAGAGAGAAAACGAAGGCGUCUAAGAAAACUAAAUAGGGACAUGGACACUCCUCAUGAUCAUAUUAUAUGUUUGGACAGCCAAGAAUAUAUUAGAAGCUCUGAUUUAUACAAGUUAGUUGCCACUCCAAGAGCUGUCCCUGACACUCCUUGGAUUUUGAAUUACAUAAAUGGUUUAGAAAAUGAUGAAAGUCCUUCACAGCUGGGUUCUUCUAUGAUAAAUAAAAAUUCAGAUAUGGAAAGUUUAUCCGAAGAUGUGCAAUGCAAACUAAACUUUGAAGCUGAAAAAGAAUCAGGAGAACAGACGCACUCCUAUGUUAUUCCAGUUGGUUCUUCUCCCACGGAGCUUAAAAAAAACUCCCCUUCACCUUCCCUAAAACCAACCAAGGUGUCAUUUGCGAAAAGGACUUCGAUAUGCCGAAGAAGAUCGUCACGUUUAAGUCUUAGCCCUUUAAAGAAGAAGAAAGAUGAAGAUAAAAUUAUUGCAGAUGAACAUAUUGAUUAUCAUAGUUGUGAACAGAAGUACUUAGACAUUGACGACCAUAAUGAAUGCAACAAAAACCUAAAUAUUUCAAAUUCCUCAACAAGUAAUGUGACUUUAGAACACGAAAUACCAAUGGCUGAAAUAGAUAGCACAAAAGUAACGAAAAUGGUCACUAUGAACUCAACCUGGGUUCCAAAGAAGAAAAAGAGGUUAAUGUCAAAAACAAAGUUUAAUGUUCCGCAAGAAAAAUUAAUCAGCCCAGUUGUUAAAACGGAGCCUAAAAAGAGUGGUAAGACACAAAAAGAAAAUGUAAGCGUGCAAAACAACAAACGAAUUCCUAAAACAGCAGGGCAGUUAUGUGAUGCUUACAUGGCUAUCCACGCUGUUCAAAACAGCAAAAAGUCGAUACACAUUUCUGUAGCGAAGCACCACCGUGAUGGAGUCGAAGAUGAAGAGAAUUAUACCAGCAGCUCAUCUAUCCAUCAUUCAGAUAACACAGAAAGAACGAAGAUUAAAUUUACAUCAGAAAUGAAUAAUACCAAAAAUAGUGUUAACGUACUUCCUAUUUUAAGUUUUUCGAAACAAAAUAAGUCACAAGAAGUUGUGUCUAGAGUUGAUGUCACCACGCCCUUUCAACCUCAUCAAUUUUCAGGUUGUAAUACACUUGAGCAAAACCCAUUCACUUCACUUACUGAUAACAUCAACGGUGCCAAAAAGAGCGACAACAUCAUAGGAAAAUUUCAGUUUAAUGGCAAACAGAAGGAUAACGUAGUGCAUAGUAGCCGAGUAGAAGACAUGCGACAGUCAGGUAGACUGUCGUUAUCGAGACGGUCGUCAGGUGUCGACUUUAAAGUUUUAAAAUCGUACCGUAAAGCAGCAUCUACUUCAGUGUUCGAAGAAAAAUCAACAACAUAUCCUGUUUUAGGUAAAAGUCCUCCCAAGGUAAAUGAAGACGUAAGUGUAAACACACCAUGCCAGGUUGGCCUGGAUGAAGCAGAUUCUAUAGAUGGUAACGUCAGCUUUGUACAUGAUGAAAAUGAAGGUUUGAUUUGCUUGUCUCAGCAGACUGUUGAAGAUGAUGACAGUGACGAAGAGAAUAGUGAAAGUUUGUUAACACUAGACCAUGUUGAGAAUAAUCAAGCAAUGAUACAUGCUGGAGUAGAUACAAUGAAUGACGACUCUGGAAUUUCAGACAGUGAAGAAAUAGAGAAAACGUGUAAGGAUCAAAGCUCAAUGGAUAUUAGUGCUAUGGAUGUGGCUUCUCAAGAAACAAUCAAGACUUCGACUUCAUGCGAUGCUGAGUCAAAGGUCAAACACAAAGACGGUAAAAGAAAAGAAAAGCAGGCAGCACCUAAAAAUAAAUGCAAAAAGAAAGUGACAAAGCAAAUGUUGAAUAGAACAGCUGCUGAUAGAACACUCGUAUCGAAAACCGCCAAACCAAAAUUCUCUAUAGUUACAACCAGCCUUCAUUAUAGCGAACAAGAGUACACUAAAGCUAUGGUGAAGCAACUUGGUGGUUUUCUUCUCCGUACUAACGUCUCACACGACACAAGCCAUGUGAUCGCCGGUGAGAAAAGAAGAACAUUGAAUGUUUUACAUGGUAUAAUAAAAGGGUGCUGGAUCGUUAGCCCUAAAUGGAUUGCAGACUCUGCCGAGAAAGGCGAGUGGUUAGAUGAAGAAGAUUACGAAAUGCGAGAAGAAUUCCCCAUUGCUCGUGUGGCGCGUAUUGUUCGUUUACGAGAUGGAAAAUGCAAACAUUCCUCAUUGUUUGAAAGACUGGAACCUAUUUAUUUAGCAGAUGUAACAAGUCCUUCUCACGAGGAUAUGAUGAAGUUUAUAAUGUCAUGUGGAGGAAAGCUGACAACCUCAAUUCGUAAAGCCGGUCUCGGCGUCGGCUUAAUUAGUUGUCGCAGAAAAGACUUGCGUAUCGUGACAGAGAAAUGGGUAUUAGAUUCGAUAACAAAUGGACGUUUGAUGCCAUUGGAAUCGUAUCGUGUAAAGUUAAAGAAUAGAGACACUAGCCCAGAUUAUUAGUUUUUUAUUUUAUUUACGAAUAUUAAAUGAAAUUGUAUUUGGUACCCUGAGUGGUUUCUGAUUGCUUCGGUUUUUGACAAAAUUGGGCACAGAAAGCGUAAAAGUGUACCGAACUGAUGUUGACAUGUUUUUUCACUCUCAAUACUAUUUUAGGAUAAAAUUGGCUCAAACUCGUCUCUUUUGACGAAAAUUUGAUACAAAAAGUGUCCUGUUAGUGACAUUAAAAAUUUUGUGACUGCAAUUGAACCCACUUACUAUUAUUCAAAACAUCUUUCUUUUCUCCUCUCGAAUGAUCGCAUUGAUUGUUUUGUAAAAUUUAACACAGAAAUGCUGUAAAUGUUAAUUGGAGGCAUUGUUUUGAAUUAAUUAUUAAGCCUAACAUAAUGCCAUUAUUUGCAUCCUCUUCGAACUCGGUCCGUUCGUUUUGACAAAAGUAUAAUAAAGCACACAGCAAUUAAUGACGCCUCUUGUAUCAAACUUCAUAAACAAUUGUAUUUAUUUCAAUUUACCAGAUAAUAUUUAUUAUCUAAAUAUUUACAACACAAACGUGUCUUCCACGUU
Hydractinia symbiolongicarpus is the source of this 3637-nucleotide messenger RNA. RefSeq names its product microcephalin-like. The coding region runs from base 68 to 3076 and encodes 1002 amino acids. The record is from RefSeq and is a predicted model, not a curated record. The transcript is spliced from 16 exons. Lineage: Eukaryota; Metazoa; Cnidaria; Hydrozoa; Anthoathecata; Hydractiniidae. Gene Ontology annotation, biological process: mitotic cell cycle.